Leptopilina boulardi is the source of this 3135-nucleotide messenger RNA. RefSeq names its product FYVE, RhoGEF and PH domain-containing protein 4-like. Gene Ontology annotation, biological process: cytoskeleton organization; filopodium assembly. The coding region runs from base 681 to 2945 and encodes 754 amino acids. Gene Ontology annotation, cellular component: cytoplasm. Gene Ontology annotation, molecular function: metal ion binding; guanyl-nucleotide exchange factor activity. The record is from RefSeq and is a predicted model, not a curated record. Lineage: Eukaryota; Metazoa; Arthropoda; Insecta; Hymenoptera; Figitidae. The transcript has 7 exons.
UCGUCGUGCUUCUGUCAUUAAAAUCUCCUAACCUGUAUUGUGAAUAUAAAAAGAAAUAAAACAUUUGUAUAUGAGGAGGGGCAAAAAUACUGAGUAUAUAUUAUGAUUCAACCACACGCGACGUAACAUCGCAUCGUCGCAUCGACGUACAAAUCAACAGAUCAAUUUAAUCAAGUUGACUAUGUAUUAAUAAGAUAACAAGCAAAAAUCUACUUGUGGAACGUUUAUUCAUACAAGGGCGUUCGUUGAGUGAAAAGUUUUUUUUUCUUUUUGACAGGGCGGGAUUUUUUGUGAUAUUGAAAUUUUUGACAAUUAGUGCCGUGGAUAUUAUUUAAAUAAUAUUUAGAAAUUGAAUUUUUCUAUAGUGUAAGAGAUUUAAAACCUUGUCAAUUAUAUUAUAUUUGUCUUGUAUAUUUAUCAUAAAAUUCAUUGUUUUCUCUUGUUAUCUACAAUGAGCUAAGAAUGAGUAACUUUUGUUCCUUUCAAUUGAGGAUUCGAAUGAACUUGAGUUUUAAUCAUAUCUCUGAUGAAAUUUAAUAAUUUGUUGAAACGUGAAACACUUUUUAAUUAUUGUCAAUUAUGUCAACGAGAUUGUUUAUUAAUCUCCUGACGUUCAGGUGCUUUAGUGACAACGACGCACAAGGAUGCUACGAGGUCAGUUGAGAGACAUUUUAUCCUGAAUGGUUCAUGUGUGUCCGGAGCCAUUCAUCGGGACUAAUAAAACGGACACGUCCAAAAUGUUUAGUUCAAAAAUAAGUGGUUCAACGAGUAAAUUUUACACUGAUCUCUUUGACGAUGACGACGAAACGUCUCGUGAAAAUGAGAAUAAUAAAUCGCAAACAACGAGAAAUUCUCAUCUUUUGGAACAACAGAGUGGUGCAAGUGAGGAUGGCAAUUCGCAGGAUUCAGAUUCAACUGGCGGUGUUCAGGAUGAACAAAAUUUUCCCAAACAUCCAUAUAAUAGAAUUUCACGAUUACAAAGUUGUCCCAGAUUUCAAUCAUUUCUCGUCACAACUUCAAAUUCGUCAAUUUGCACGGAAAUCCGAUCGGAGAAAAUCACUUCCGAAUCUUCCUUUGUUAAAGUCUCUCACAGUGUUUUAGAAUACAACAGUAGCAGAUACAAGGCAGCGGAAAGAAGUUCGCAUCAAUUUAUUCUCGAAGAUUAUGCAGUAAGCGAAUCGGAAAGUGAAGAAGAAUCCGAUGAAAAUCGCUCGACGGAAAACACAGCUAUUGUUGAUCAACCAAAUGAUUUGGCAAAUGAAAAAUUAUUGCCAACGAAAGAGGAAAAUUAUUCACAAUCAAAGAAAAAAAAGGCACAUCAAGUAGCUGAGGAAUUACUUUUAACGGAAAAAAAAUAUGUUAAUAUACUUCAUUUAAUUGAUCAAGUAUUUCAAUUUCGUGUUGAUCAAGAAAAUCGUGCACAUCCAAUGUUUCCACCCGAAACAGUUCAACAUAUGUUUUCUAAUAUUAAAUCUAUUUAUAAAUUUCAUAAUGAUUUUUUAUUACCGCAACUUGAAGAGAGAAUGAAAUUAUGGGAUAGUAAUUCGCGUAUUGGCGAUAUUAUGAAGAAUUUUGCACCAUUUUUAAAAAUGUACACGGAAUAUGUGAAAAAUUUUGAUUAUGCAAUGAAUCUUAUUAAUAAUUUACAAGCGAAAGUACCACGAUUUGCGGCAAUUACAAAUGAAAUACAAAAACUUGAGGAAUGUGGAAAAUUGACAUUGUCACAUCAUAUGUUGAGUCCAAUUCAACGAUUACCAAGAUAUGAGCUUCUUAUUAAAGAUUAUUUAAAGAAUCUUUCUAAGGAUAAUCCUGAUUAUGAAGAUACAAAAAAGGCUUUGGAAUUAGUUUCAACGGCAGCGAAUCAUACGAAUGAAGCUAUGAAGAAAAUCGAUAAAUUCAAGAAACUCUUGGAGAUUCAAGAGAGCAUUUACGAUUCAACUGAUCUAGUUAGUGCGACACGUGAGCUGGUUAAAGAGGGACGGAUCGUUAAAAUAUCAGCCCGAAGUGGAGAUCAUCAAGAGAGGCAUUUAUUUCUAUUUAGCGACAUACUUUUGUUAUGUUCAUUGAGACUGAUUCCGGGACCUAUGUAUCGUUUGAGAGCAAAAUUUCUAGUGGAAAAUCUUGAAAUAAUUGAGGGCGAUAAUUUGGAAACUGCUAAUACAUUUUAUAUAAGAGAUGAUAAUAAAAAUGUUGAAUUAUAUACUCAUUCAGCGGCUGAUAAAGCCGCAUGGCUCGAUGCACUUUUUGAGACAAUGCACGAGAUUAUGAGACGAAAAGCGAGUUUAAAAACAGGGGAAGAGAAAAAUAAUUUAGUUAAAAUUGACGACGUUAACAGAUGCAUGGUGUGCGAAACUUUAUUCUCUGUUAUGAAACGAAGACACAAUUGUAGAUCGUGUGGAAUUAUUGUCUGUAGCAAAUGCUCAAACCAAAAAUUAUUAUUCGAGGACAAUAAACAUAUGAGAGUAUGUAGAUUAUGUUAUGCAGCGUUGACACAACCAUUGACAAAAUCGCCCUCUUCGCCAGUUCCAAGUUUACUUCAAGUCUCAGCAAGUGCACCAUCGGUUUUUUCCGGUUAUUUAUUAUUAAAAACACAAGCAAGUAAACAUUGGACAAGAAGAUGGUUUUCCCUUCACACGGAUUUUGUUUUAUAUACAUUUAAAUCGGAUUCAGAAAAUAUGGCAAUGACUGCAACUCCACUGCCUGGUUUUAUAGUAAUCGAGGGAAAAGAAUUGCCCGACGAUGAUCCAUUAAAUUCUAAAGAUCGAAUUAAAGCUUUUAAAAUCCAUCAUUCACGAAAGGGUUAUUAUCUUCAAGCAUCGUCGCAGGAAAACAAAGAAAAAUGGGUGCACGUAUUAAAAUUAGCCACAAAGGCUGAGCUACCUCAAGAAAAUGAAAAUAAUGAAAACGCACAUGAUCAUCAGGAUAAUCAAUCGCAAACACAAUAAAAUCAUUGGUAAUGUAUUUAUUAUAUUCUAGUUAAAAAUCUUUUACAUAUCGUCGUCGCUCUAAGAAUCAAGAAACUGUAUUGUUAAUUUAAGUUUUAUAUAAAUAGGAUUUUUUUUGGCGAUAUUAGAAAAAUGAAGCAUGAAAUUUUUUGCAUGUCAUUUAUACUCAUAUAUAUAUAUAUAUAAAUAU